Molecule: messenger RNA, 1335 nt
Organism: Blastocystis hominis
Lineage: Eukaryota; Bigyra; Opalinata; Blastocystidae
Exons: 2
Coding region: 1-1335 (444 amino acids)
Source: RefSeq, a predicted model, not a curated record
AUGACGCGUAGGUACUACGGUCGCCAGAACAGCGUGGUGACGGUGAACAACCCGAAGGACCCGAAGACGUACUCGUACACGACCUACGAGCAGUACAAGCAGGCGAUCGACUUCGUGAUCACCGAGGACGAGGAGGGCUUCUGCGCUGACUGCACGUUCGGCUUCUCCAUCCGCACCACCAACGAGACCGCCUGGACCAUCUCCGCCGAGCUGGGAUACGCUCCGUUCAUGCUGCAGCCCAACCAGCCGCGCCGAGGCUCGCUCAUGCCGUUCACGGGCGGCAUCGAGACGUUCUUCUACCUGCACCAGACGUCCUACGCGCCCGUGGAAGUGGCGGUGUCGCGUCUGAGCAAGGACCAGCCGCACGUGGCGCUGUUCGUGUCGACCACGCCGCACGCGAGCAUGGACAACCACUACUGGACGGACACCACGCAGGCGGACGACCGCGCGGAGAUCGAGCUGACGAACGACCACCCCAAGUACUGCACGGACUGCUUCUACUACAUCUCGGUGCUCUACCUCAACCCCGAGAAGGAGACCGACUCCACCUCGCUCGAGAUCGCGGUGAACUGCCCCGAGGGCAUCUGCCAGGUCUGCAAGGACGGCUUCGACCCGUCCACCUCCUGCACGACCUGUCUGCCCGGCUUCUACGGCGCGGACUGCAAGCAGUGCAAGGCCUGCAACCACGGCUCGUGCGACGACGGACUCAGCGGCACGGGCCAGUGCAUCUGCGACGAGGGCUGGAGCCCGUCGGGCGUGUGCAACACCUGCGCGGAGGGCUACUUCGGCCCGCGCUGCGAGGCGUGCCAGAGCUGCAACGGUCACGGUAAAUGUCUGGACGGCCACUUCGGGUCGGGCGAGUGCGACUGCGACUCGGGAUUCGACGCGUCGACGCGCUGCGCGGACUGCAAGAGCGGGUUCUGGGGCCGGGAGUGCAAGGACCAGUGCCCGACGAGCAAGGAAGGAGAGGUGUGCUCGGGACAGGGAACGUGCUCGGAUAAAAUGUACGGAACGGGACGAUGCACGUGCAACGAAGGCUUCGUGGGACUGAAGUGCGACACCCUCUUCGAGAACGACAAGUGCAACCCGCACUGCCAGACCGGAAAGGGAGCCUGCGAUGAGGAGCAGGCCGUCUGCGUCUGCUAUGAUCACUUCUUCGGAAAGGACUGCAAGUACUCGCCAUCCGUCAUGCUCCUCUCCGUCGGACUCACCGUCUUGGUGGUCAUCGUGAUCGUGGUGCUGCUAGCCAUCGUGCUGUACAUCAAGAAGAAGCGAAACAACAAUCCGAAGUCGAUCAGAAUCGUGGAUAACACGCCCUUGUUGAGCGCUGUCUAA